This is a messenger RNA of Cucurbita pepo subsp. pepo (vegetable marrow), 2971 nucleotides long. It is a transcript of the gene FAS1, whose product is annotated as chromatin assembly factor-1 (FASCIATA1) (FAS1). Gene Ontology annotation, cellular component: CAF-1 complex; nucleus. The record is from RefSeq and is a predicted model, not a curated record. Lineage: Eukaryota; Viridiplantae; Streptophyta; Magnoliopsida; Cucurbitales; Cucurbitaceae. Gene Ontology annotation, biological process: nucleosome assembly.
UUCGAUCUCUUAUCACUUAAAUUAUUAAUUUUUUUUUUCUUCUCAAACCAUACCCAUUUCGUUCCACCCACUUCUUCCAAAUCAAGAACACAAGCAAAAUCCUUACCAAUACUUCUGGAUCAACAACUCGAUCCUCAUAGUUUCUUCAAGUUUCUUGUAAAUGGAUGCGGUUGCAAUGGACGUUGAUGAAUGUUCGAAACCUUCGAGUACGGAUGGUCAGAAUCGGCCUCGGAAGGUUCAGAAACGGAAGAGGGGUUGCUUGGAAAUAGAGGGUUUCGAGAAGGAAGAGAGAAAUGCGAAGAUCGAGGGUAUUCAGAAGGAGAUUGAGAGUUUGUUUAAGUAUUAUGAAGAAGUUAAGGGUCAGAAAGUAGAUCUUGAUUUAGGCCAAUGUAGUUCUAGUAAUUCGGUUGUUGCUGCUCUUUUGGAAGAGAGUGAACUGCCAUUGUCGAAGCUUGUUGAUGAGAUUUACGAGAAGAUGAAGAACAUUGAUAGUGGUGGUGGUGGAGUGGAGACUGUGACUGUCGCUUCAGUGAAAGCCUCUGUUCUCUUUGUUGGUCAGAGGGUUAUGUAUGGUGUGCCUAACCCUGAUGCGGAUGUUUUAGAAGACGUCUCUAAAGAGUGUCUAUGGUGUUGGGAGACCAGGGAUCUAAAGAUGGUGCCAAAAUCCACCCGUGGAAUAUUGAACAUUCGUCGUAAAUGUCGGAAGAAAAUUCAUGAGAGGAUCACUGUUCUCUCGGCGAUGAUGUCAGCCCUGCUGAAGACAGAGAUUGAUCGGACUUGCAUUCAAGAGUUCAUAAAAGCAUCAGAAAAACUUGGUAAAUUGUUUGAUGAAGCCAUGAUCCGUUCAUUGGUGGAUGGCUUGUCACAGAAGACUGCUUCUGAGAUGGCUGUGAAGGAAGCAAAACGAGAGGAGAAGCUAAUGGUCAAACAAUUAGAGAGAAGUCAGCGGGAGGCUGAAAAGGAGAAAAAGAGAAUAGACAGGGAACAACAAAAGGAGAAGUUGCAAAAUGAAAAGGAGUCAAAAGUGACAGAAAGGGAGGAAAAGCGUCGUCGUGAAAAAGAAGAGAUUGAAAUGAAAAAACAACUUAAGAAGCAGGAAGAGGACGCUGAAAAAGAUCAACGUCGCAGACAGCGGGAAGAAGCUGAAUCAAAAAAGAGACUUUCUGUACUAAAGCAAGCUUCCAUAAUGGAGCGUUUCCUUAAGAAAACUAAACCUAGUCCGUCAUGUCAGAAUGAUUGUCCGACAACUGAAUUGACUACAUCAGUUCCAUUGAGUAAACAGAGUGAAAACAUGCUGGAGGCUUGCACGCAAUUCAUGGACUGCACUCUUUCUUCAAGUAAUGCGAUCAAUUCUGUUGAUAUUCGCAGGCUGCACUUAUCUUCUUGGCGCUUCAUAGGUCAUUCAAUUCGUUCAAGAGGGAAAAAUCACUGGGGCAUUCGUCAGAAGCCAAAGUGUGAUCUAUUUAAGGAACUUAAACUUUCAAAUGGUAGAGAAUCCGCUAAUGAUGGUGAAUUGGGUGAGGAGAGGCUUGUAGAUGGUUGGGAAGAACAAAUUACAGAUGAUAGAACCAGCCACACAGAGUUCUGCAGCAGUUUGCCUCAUGCCAGUAAGUUGAACAGGGGGAAGGGGAAGCAGUUGUUGCAGUUUUCAAAGAGCUAUAGGCCUGCUUUUUAUGGCAUUUGGUCCACAAAGAGUCAUGUUGUUGGACCACGCCAUCCGUUUAGGAAGGACCCAGAUUUGGAUUAUGAUGUUGACAGUGAUGAAGAAUGGGAAGAGGAGGAUCCUGGUGAAAGCCUCUCAGAUUGUGAUAAGGAUGAUGAAGAAAACUUAGAAGAGGAAGGUUGUGCAAAAGCGGAGGAAGAUGAAGACAGUGAAGAUGGAUUUUUUGUCCCUGAUGGAUAUCUCUCAGAAAAUGAGGGCGUGGAACAUGACAGGAUGGAAACUGAUGAUGUUGAUGAGGUCAGGAGCACACCUAGUUCUAAGCAAGAUAUGGAGGGCAAAGAACUUUAUAGUUUGUUUAAGCAGCAAAAGCAUCUCUACAACAUGACAGAGCUUGCACUUAGAAAAAAUCAGUCAUUGAUUGUAUUAAAUUUAUUGCAUGAGAAGGAUAAUUUGCUAAUGGCUGAAGAUCUUGAUGGCACAUCUAAGCUAGAGCAGACAUGCUUAGCAGCUCUCAGCAUGCGCUUGAUGCAGGGCGGGUGCCCUGUGGAGAUUUUAGUUGAUAGAACGCCAGAUGAGGAUCCAGAAAUGUGCCUCCCAAGUGCCAAGGAAAGUAGCACCCAGAUCUCAACGUCAGCUAUCCUCGAUUCAGAUAUGGCUGCAAUUGUAUCAACUAUUCAGUCCUGCUCACAGGGUAUCAACAAAGUUGUUGAGUCUUUGCAGCAGAAGUUUCCUACUGUACCAAAGUCUCAUUUGCGGAACAAAGUCCGGGAAGUAUCCGACUUUGUAGAAAACCGAUGGCAGGUUAAAAAGGAAAUUUUGGAGAAACAUGGUGUUCUGGUGUCUCCAGAAAAGAGCAUCCGAAGACCAAAAACUAUUGCAGCAUUUUUCUCAAAACGCUGCCUGCCGCCUACCGGAAAGUGUAUUAAUGUGAACGAAACUUCACCUCAGUCUUUGAAACCAGGUUCAACCGUCCAAGAUCAGAAAACUUACACGAAUCAAUAGCAUCGUCUCGCCGUUACCAGGUUUUGUACUAUGAUCCAUCGUAUGUUCUUCCAUAAGACUCAUAUCUGUGAAUCCUGUUGUAGACUGAAGUCUAAGAUGUUUGAAAAGAGAGAAAAUGAAAGGGGGGGGUGUCCUGUAGUUUGAAUGUAUCUUUUGUUGAGUCUAACCAUGAAGAGCAAGUGAUAUAGAAAAUGAAAGGGGGUGUCCUGUAUGAUAGUUUUUGUUCUGUUUUGUUGCUGAACAAACUGAUGAACCCAAGCUAUGAUGUUUACAUGAUAAAGGGUGGAAUCGUGUUUGUACCAUUAA